Pezoporus flaviventris is the source of this 864-nucleotide messenger RNA. RefSeq lists its product as uncharacterized. The transcript is spliced from 3 exons. The coding region runs from base 1 to 633 and encodes 210 amino acids. The record is from RefSeq and is a predicted model, not a curated record. NCBI's taxonomy places the organism in Eukaryota, Metazoa, Chordata, Aves, Psittaciformes, Psittacidae.
AUGGGGUCAUCCCAGGAGCUCCUAAAGGAGCUACAAGACAGCUGGGUGAGUGCUUUGGACAAGGGCCUCAACUGCUCGCCUGUCCCUCCUGUAGUCACCGUGUUUGUCCCCUUCUCCCUUCCCUGGCUCCCAGAAAUAACCCAGCAAUACCAGGAGCUGCAGGAGCAGACAGCAGUCCCCAGCCAGCACUUGGAGACCAAGGUGAAGAGCCUAGAGGAUGAGCUUGGUAUGGCCCCCCAGUGCCUGCCCCGUGCCAGUGCCCGGGGAGAUGGGAGGUAUUUGCCUUGUACUGUCAGCACAGCAGCAGCUAAAGGCAAAGCCCAGCCCUGUUCCCAGUGCAUCCCUGACCUUGGGAGAUGCUGGCUGGAAAGGGGAUGCUGUGAUCCUAUGCUGCACACUGUCCCCAUCCUCCUGUGCAUUGGUUGCCUCCUGUGCUCACGUGCUCAGUAUCCCCUGCCUCUGUCCCCACACUCCACAACCACCCAGGUAAACCUGGAUCUCGCGCUGGCCAAGAUGGCAAAGACCAGCCAGCAUUGGAAAGAAGUACGAAUGACCAUCGCCAUGGAGCACAAGGAACACCUACAGGAGUUCAGCCUCAAGCCCUUAGAGAUUAUAGCACCCUGGAGCUCCUGAGAUGGGACCAGGCUCUCAGUCCCUACCUCCCUAUCAGCACACUUGGAGAGCUUUCCAAAUCCACUGUUCAGUGCUCCAGCAGCCCUGGGCUAGGUAAGAGCAGACAGCUCCUGUCUGGCCCUGGGAUGCACUGCUGAGUCACAGUCCUCUCCAUAACAUUAUUCACAUGAACAGCAGUGUGGAUUUGCCCUUUAAUCACAUCCCAAACAAGUGAUGCAGGAGCAGUGCUGU